AUGCAUAUGGAUUUGAGUCUCCAAGUCUUGCAUAGUGUAAUGACAUUGCUUGAGAUACAACUUCAAUCUUUUUCACAAAGUGUUUGCACAAACAUCCACAUGAGAGAAUUGUCUAGUGAAACAGCAGCACAAGUUCAAAAGCUUAUUCACACAGUGAAGUCAAUGGCUCCAGGUGUAUUCAAAUCAAUUAAGUCCUUUAAUCUCCAUACCUACAAGACUCAUGCUUUUGGCAACUAUAUCCAGUGCAUCCCAAAAUUUGGUACUUCAGAUUCUUAUAGCACAUAG
This is a messenger RNA of Guyanagaster necrorhizus, 285 nucleotides long. RefSeq lists its product as uncharacterized. The coding region runs from base 1 to 285 and encodes 94 amino acids. The record is from RefSeq and is a predicted model, not a curated record. Lineage: Eukaryota; Fungi; Basidiomycota; Agaricomycetes; Agaricales; Physalacriaceae. The transcript has a single exon.